UUGAGGAGGCGGGGCAUGGCGCACGUUUGAGGUAAUACCAUCCACACGCAGUUUCAUCUGGUACUGGAGUUGGAGGCGCGUGCUGCUCCGUCAGAUCUAAGCCGAAAACAGCAAGAGGCCUGAGCCGCAGGAGGAGCUCCGUCAUCCCCGUUUUCCUCCCGACUUCACAAGUGCGCAGUUCCACAGACCACCGCUCACCAUGGCGCUCGACGGAUGCGGAGUCGUCUGCAAAUACAUUCUCCUCAUUUUCAACAUCAUCUUUGCCGUGGUUGGGAUGGCAUUUUUGAGCCUUGGCUUGUGGCUCAGAUUCAGUGAGAACACCCGAGCCAUCUUUUCAGUGGCUGAACUCAACUCCAGUGCUUUUGUCAUAGGUGUGACUGUACUGAUAGCCCUCGGCUCGGUCAUGCUGAUAGUGGUGGUGUUCGGAGACUACGGCGCCUGUAAUGAGAAAAAGACUUCUCUGCAAGUGUUCUCUGUCCUGCUCUUCCUUCUGGCCAUAGCUGAAUUUGUCGUCGGAGCACUCGCCUAUUCUAACCGCGGAAAGGUUGGAGAGAAACUAGGAGAGUUCUACAUGAGCUUAUAUUCCCUCUAUGUGAAUAGCCAAGACCCAGCAAUCGGUGUCACUCUCACAUUCAUCCACAACUCACUGCACUGCUGUGGAAUGACUGGAGUCCAUCUCAUUGAGAUGGUGAAGCAGACCUGUCCUAAACCAGACGGCAUCAUGGAGCACAUCGUCAUGCCCAACUGUCCCGUUACCAUUGUGACUGUCUUUGACAGCAGGGCGCCACUGGUGAUGGGCAUUUUCAUCGGAACCGGAGCUCUUCUGAUCGUAGCUCUGAUUUGUAGCGGAGUGAUCAAUUCCCAGCUUCAGUGGGCCUCUGCAUCUCCUCAGUACAUUAUCCUGAAUCCCAGCACGUCCUCCCUGGCUGCCCCUCAGCCUUACCCUCAGCCUUACCCUCAGCAUGUCACCGUCUCCAACAACUCCUUCCCUGAUCAGGAACCAGUCGUCUUCACGCCCCUGUCUGUGGUCAACAUCCCUCUGGCUCAGGCUUAAGAGUCGUCUCGUCAGAUUUCAUACUUUUAUGGGAUCCCACAAAGCUCUGACGUGACAAACUCUUUGCUUCUCUCACCAUGAUCACACUCGAUCCUUCAUACUGUUUAGAAGGAACAAUCCCCCCACCCCCACCCCUUAGAUAACUAACAAUUUAAACAUCACUGCCACUUUGGGGAAGUCAUCUUCAAGGGAAAUUGUGACAAUUGCUGAUUAUGUUUCAAGUUUUUGUGAAGCAGACCAACGGUUCUGAGAGCAGGUCCUGUCAAUCAGAGGACGUCCGUUACACGGCACACCUACAUCUAGUCAGGAGUUUCCAUAGGAAUGUCAUGGAAAUUAAUGUCAUUAUAAAUUAGGAAGUUAAAAUACACAUUUAUAUUCCAGGCAAGAAGGAUCCCAGCAUAGGACUUAUUCUUUAAAACAAGAUUGUGUGCACUAGUUAAACCUUUGGGGAUUUCCCCCAGUUUAACAGGAUGAAAACUAUACGUAUCCAUGACAACUAACAUUUGGUUAGUUAUCCUUCAACAGGUUGCAGAGAAACCACAAACUUUUGUAGUCAUCAGCAAGCUCCUGGCAUGAAUCUGGCUGGAUGUUUGACCAAACUUUUUUAUCAGAAUUGAUUUUAAAUGGGUUGGUUUCCAGGUACAGGCCAGAUUUUCGAGUACAGUGCAUACAUUUGGAAAGGGGUUGUAGUCAUGGCCAUUCUGGAUUCUUAAACUUUACCCUUCCCAAAAACAUUUUAGAUGUGUCUGGUAAUAAUUUCCCAGUAAAUCAGUUUAUUUCCUUUUUUAUUUUUAUAUCAGUUCAUUCAUCUGACACAAUGUGUCAGAUGAAUGACAGCUUGGUCACUCAUCUGACAAACAGGCCAACAUUAAGCUUCUGGAAAGGUCCUGACCUCAAUCCUGUUGCACCUUUAUGGACUGUGCUUAAAAGCCCAGUUUGUGCCUGGACAUUUAAAACGAGCUCUGCCAUUUCUGCUGAUAGCAUUUGGGCAGAUAUUCAGACGGACAAAUGUAUGAAGCUUGUUGAUGGCUCCUCUGUUAACCACAUAUUAGUGAGGUUGUUGCUAAAGAUUUGAGCCUGUGUGCAUUAGAGAAAAUCCACAUUAAAAUCAAACCCAGUUCUUUUAGAGAGCAUUGAAAUUGUUUGUUGAAGGAUCAACCCUUGUCCAAAAACAGAGGUUGAAAUAAUUAAAAGCCCCAAAUCACAGCAACGUUCUUGGCCAUGACAACGAUGGGAUGUUAACUUCUGACCAGGACUGGGUGUGUCCAUCACAACCUGCAAAGGAAUGACUGCUGCUCCACAGAAACAAGAAAUAUUCUCUGUCUUGUCUAUAAAAGCUUGUUCUCUAUUUUUUGUAAUCAAACGGGUUGGAUUUCUUCCUUCAAAUGUUCUCUUAGUUACCACAGAACACAUUACCAUUUCACUUUUAGAUGAUUUUUUUUUUUUUUGUGUGGUUUUGUUUGAAUCAACACGGGCUGGAAAAUCUUGUCUUGUCUUUGACACCAAUAUAUUCUGGUGGCUGGUUUAGAUUGUGUGACGUUAGAAGCAGGUUUUUUCACAGCUCUCUGGCUUUAAAGCAUGAAUCAGGAGCCUGCCGCUAACAUCCAUCCUGACCCGUCAGGUCUCAGUUAGCAGCUCUACAUGUAUGCUGUGCAGCUAACUAAAGACUGCUGGACUAGUCAGUCAGUCUGAAGUGUGCUCAGAGCUGGCCAAAUGCAGGAUGGACAUUAGUAGCAGGUCUGGGCGAGGCCUCUGUCCCUUCGCUGUUCUUUACUUCCCUCCUUCUUUGUCUGCAUGACAGAUUACUGCCCUGGUCUGCGCCAGUUUGCUCCUGAAACAGAUCAAGAGAGAGCAUCAGGCGGUCACCACUUACUAUUCGACUGUGUACUAAGAACAGGAGGACUGUUGAGGGUUGACCCUCGGCCUCCUCUGCUUCAUCUUCAGUGACCAUCGCUGGAAACUCAACCAGCGGAUCAGUGUUUACAGCUUUUCCUGUGUGCGUGCGUGUGUGUGUGUGUGUGUGUGUGUGUGUGUGUGUGUGUGUAUGCGCGUGUGUACAGUUGGAGACAGUCUGCGGAAAAUGUUGUACACCACUAGAUUUACCAUCCUAAAAGAUACUCCGAACCAGCCAGAUCUGCAAAUACCUGAGGCUAUUAAUCUGACAAUGCAAACACGAUUUAUCUGCAAACCUUAGUAGCAAAAGCACACGGAGCCUUUUUUUUUUAACAAACGGGAAUGCAUGCAACCAUGUUGCACGUAAACUCAAGUCUUUCCAUCCAUUUUAUGCUUUUAAGUUAGAUCGUUAGAGGUAGUUUGUUGUCGCUACAUGCUGCGAACUAACUGAGCCUGUGUUGAACCUCACUGUCAGAAAUGUGAACGGGAACAAGGGAUCAUAGUGAUAAAGGCAAGCUUUUAGAGGCUUUGAUUGUGUUUAGGUCAGAAUAUAAAGUUGAGAACUUUUUUCAUCGCUUACGCCAAUCACAGCAGUGAUCGUGUUUUUUUGUUUAGUAUUCUUAUGAGCAAUGCUCUAGUUAUAUUAGAUUUGUUUUAUUUUUUACGGUACUGUUUUUUUUUAAUAUACUCACAGGUUUAAAAGGUAAAGGGAUACACGCAAAAAUCUUUGGUUAAAAAAAUGCAUUUCAUUUAUUUCUUAUUGCUUGCUUGAUGUUUUAACGAUGACAGGAUUUGGCCAGAAAGUUAAAUGGAGUCCUUGAGAAUCAAAUAAAAGAAGUCCUUUGUGUCAGAAGCUGUUGUUUCUGGAUGAAAAAAAAGAAAAAGCGUAACAUUUAAAUGGUGUCUUUUGAAAUUGUAAGUCAAAACUGUUGCCUUGGUAUAAAUUAUUUUUUUAUAUUGCGAACAAAGAGACAGAUUCCAAGUUCUACGUUUAAAAGCUUGAACGCCUUAUUUUUCUUUACACUGUAUCAUGUAGUCCAGACUACUGCAUUGUAAUUACGUGAGAACAAAAUAUUCUCUUAAUGGUUGUGGCUGUGCAUGUUUCAAUAAAAUAACAGAAAAACUGCAA
Molecule: messenger RNA, 4076 nt
Organism: Fundulus heteroclitus (mummichog)
Lineage: Eukaryota; Metazoa; Chordata; Actinopteri; Cyprinodontiformes; Fundulidae
Product: CD9 antigen
Exons: 9
Coding region: 200-1054 (284 amino acids)
Cellular component (GO): membrane
Source: RefSeq, a predicted model, not a curated record